Messenger RNA from Armigeres subalbatus, 349 nucleotides. RefSeq lists its product as uncharacterized. Lineage: Eukaryota; Metazoa; Arthropoda; Insecta; Diptera; Culicidae. The record is from RefSeq and is a predicted model, not a curated record. The transcript has 3 exons. Bases 23 to 349 code for a protein of 108 amino acids.
AAAAAAUACUUUGUAAGUCAGCAUGUUCCAGGAGCUGCUAUGGAAAAUAUUUAUUUAUUCUGGAAUUAAAUAUGGAGCCUUCAGGAAAAUCAACCAAGUUCACGGCGGACGUUCGUCGCCAAAGUCUUAUGCGAGCGCAACUAAAAAGCAACAUUGGCAAAUAUUUUCUUCCUACGAGGUACAACCGUCUUCCGUUUGGAUUAUUCGGGAAUGUUCAUAUAGGACGGAUACAAAACCAUUGAGACUGUGCCACUGUGAAAUGGGCGUUGGUGGCGUGAGGGACCGGAUCCAGUAUAUUUUUGGCAAAAAUAUUCUAUAUACGGUUUGGCAAGUUCUGGUUUAUAACUAA